Molecule: messenger RNA, 1615 nt
Organism: Grammomys surdaster
Lineage: Eukaryota; Metazoa; Chordata; Mammalia; Rodentia; Muridae
Gene: Otud3
Product: OTU deubiquitinase 3
Exons: 8
Coding region: 108-1286 (392 amino acids)
Biological process (GO): protein deubiquitination
Molecular function (GO): cysteine-type deubiquitinase activity
Source: RefSeq, a predicted model, not a curated record
CCAGGCGCCGUCCCCCUGCGCCGCUCCGCCCGGUGGCCGGCUGAGGCUGCAGCCCCGGGCUCAGCGGCUCCGGCUCCUUCCGCGGCGAGCCGUGUGCCGCCGCAGCCAUGUCCCGAAAGCAAGCGGCGAAGAGCCGGCCGAGCAGCGGCAGCCGCAGAGCCGAGGCGGAGCGCAAGCGGGACGAGCGGGCGGCGCGCCGGGCGCUGGCCAAGGAGCGGCGGAACCGGCCCGAGCCUGGCGGCAGCGGCUGCGAAGAAGAGUUUGUGAGCUUCGCCAACCAGCUGCAGGCCCUGGGGCUGAAGCUGCGGGAGGUGCCGGGGGACGGCAAUUGCCUGUUCAGAGCUCUGGGCGACCAGUUGGAAGGCCAUUCCAGGAACCAUCUUAAGCAUCGACAGGAGACUGUAGACUACAUGAUAAGGCAGCGUGAAGAUUUUGAGCCCUUCGUGGAAGACGACGUUCCCUUCGAGAAGCAUGUGGCCAGUUUGGCAAAGCCUGGUACUUUUGCUGGCAAUGAUGCAAUUGUAGCCUUUGCAAGAAACCAUCAGUUGAAUGUGGUGAUCCACCAGCUUAACGCCCCUUUGUGGCAGAUUCGAGGCACAGACAAAAGCAGUGCAAGGGAGCUCCACAUCGCGUACCGGUACGGUGAACACUAUGACAGCGUCCGGAGGAUCAAUGACAACUCAGAAGCGCCGGCUCAUCUCCUAACUGACUUCCAGAUGCUUCAUCAAGAUGGAACAAAUAUAAAAGAGAAGAUGAAGACAGAAGGGGUAGACAUUGAAGAUGGCCUGAGGGAUGCUGUCCAGAAAGUCAGCAGUGCUACUGGAUGCACGGAUUUUAAUUUAAUAAUCCGGAAUCUGGAAGCUGAAAAUUACAACAUUGAAUCUGCAAUAAUCGCCAUGCUUCAGAUGAACCAGGGGACAAGAAACGCUGUGGAGGAGAACCUGGAGCCUGGUGACAGAGUGAAGCAACGUGACCCUUCGUGUGAGGAGGCAGGCAGCGGCUCCAGACUCUCUGGAAAUCAGGGCAGAAAUGAAGGCAGGAUGGAGACCAAGGAGGCUCGGGCCAGCCCUGCUGGCGGGAACAAAGCACACAAGAGCCAACUCACAAAGGUCACAAACAAGCAGCGGAGGGAACAGCAGCGGCUAGAGAGGAAGAAGCGUCAGGAGGAGAGGCACCGCCUCAAAGCCCUGGAGAGCAGAAACAGCAGCAGGGAGGCGAGCAGAAGUGAAGCAGACGAGAGCGCGCAGGUCACCUUGGUGAAGACCUUCGCUGCUCUGAACAUCUGACUCUCGGCCCUGAGAGGUGAAGGGUGUACAUUGCAGACAAGGCUUCCCAGCCACGUGUCCUCUGAGGAUGAGACAACUGUAGGCACCCACCCACACACGCGCCCACAGCAGCCAGUGUCCUUCAAGCUGCCUCUUUCUGUCCUGUGUUUUGUUGUGUGACAGUGUGGUGACACCAUUCACCUUCUGGUGGGUCCUGGGGCAGGGAGGCUUUGUUUGCCCUGCGUAUCAGAGUGUGGUGGUUCUAGGCUCUUCCUUUGAUGCGUGGGGUGGGUUCCUUGUAAUAAUUCUUGAAGUCGUUCAGCACAAUCAUUAGAAAUCUUCAGUGACAA